Odocoileus virginianus texanus is the source of this 4311-nucleotide messenger RNA. The record is from RefSeq and is a predicted model, not a curated record. Lineage: Eukaryota; Metazoa; Chordata; Mammalia; Artiodactyla; Cervidae.
AGUGUUGUCUAUGCAAAACCUUGGGUCAGCUGAGCUGGGAGGAUGGGUGGCAGUGGGAAUGAACCCCGUCCCUGUGUCCCCAGCCUGCCCUCCUAUCUGCUCUCUGUCCUGUGUCCCGGGGGGUGAACACUGCCCCACAGUCAUAUAUGGGCAGGGGCUUCCUGUGGGAGAAGCAGAAAGAUUGUCAAUGCCUUGAUGAAACCUCAGGACCAACAAGGCCCUGAUGUCAGCCCAGGCCCCUCACAGAUACCAGCCUGGGCAUCAGUGGGGAGAAUAACUGAAGAAGGUGGGCUCAGCCCUUGCUCUCACUGCUCACAGGGUGAGUCUGGGGGCCCACUCGUGCGUAAUGGUGUUGCCCAGGGCAUUGUGUCCUGUGGAGAAGAGUAUGGGAGGACUCCAAAUGCCCACACCAGAAUCUCCAGCUUUCUGUCUUGGAUCCAAACAACAGUGAGACAGUACAAAUGGCAGGGAUCAGCCUGAGGUGCCCCUGGGAUGGACCCCUCCAUCUUCCCUGGAAUGGGUGCACUGGGCAAAGUGGGUGAAGGAGGGCUGCCUGGAAUUCAAUAAACUCCUCUCUUGAGCAGAGAUCACUGAUUCCUCUUUUAUUUACCUAAACACAUUUGUUAGGCACGUAUUCUGUCAGGCAACCGUCUAUUCACCUCUGCUCUUCCUCCUCCAGCACAUACACCGCACCCCACCCCCACCUUCCAACUCUGAACUAAAAACUUCUGCUGUACCGACAGCCAGUUCCCUCCAGUCACAUGUCCCCAGAGCUAUCCCCCUGCAGGAUGCCCAUGAGCUCCAUCGGAGAAAGAAGACCCCUCCUCAGGAACACAUGACCCUCUUGUUAACGAUCCUCGUGUCUCAUCCAUAUGCCCUCCUCCUCAUCCACACUUACUCUCCUAUCCCCCAUCCCAGUGCCCAGGGGGCAGCAGAAGAGAAUGUAGAUUUGGAAGGAGGGCCACCUGAGGCUCUGGGGUUGAGGGGGGCACUUGUCAAUCCUAACAGAAGUGGGGGAGGUUUACAAAGGUGAAGCUCACCUAAUGGAGUCCCUCUCCGCAUCAGAAGAGACAGAGGUGAGAAGUCUGAGAAAGUUUCAGGAGGGCUUCAGUAUUCCCAGGCCCAGCUUGAGUGCCUGUCACAGCCCUGUCUUGGGGUCCUGGGUCCAGGGCUGUAUACAGCCUCUGAUGUCUUGACAGCAUAUCUUCCUUCAGCCCCAAGUGAUCUUGAGGGAGCUCUUCCAUCUUGGGCUGAGCCAGCUUCUCCCCACCUCCAUUAUCGCCAUGUGGGUGUGUAUAUAAAUGUAUUUAUCCCUAAAGGAAACUAUUUGUAAUAAAAAGUUUUGGAUUCAGGGGUAUCCUAAUGUUUCAAAGGUUUCAUAUAACUUAUAGGAUAUUGACUCAAAUUUUCCUUCUAUUUAUCAAUAAUCUCUGAAUUUUUUAUCUAUGAAUGUAUUUGGGAAAGUUACUAAUUUUUAAAACAUGCAGCUCAGGGAAGGCUAGGCUGAAGGGGAGUGAUUUGCUAAACAUUUGCAUGGUGAGUGAGUUUUGACUGUGGCAAAAUGUAUUUUGGAUGGAAGAGCAACAGACAUCAUAGUUAAAUAUGGAACAUAUAAAUAAGAAAGUUAAAAGAAGUGCAGAAUUCCAUCAUCAUCAGAUCAUCAUUAAUGCUUAAACAUGUUUCCUUUUGCUCUUUUUCUAUUUGUUCAUAAGAUGUUGUUCCUUCAGUUCACUUGGGAUUGGGUUGUAUAGAACUCCUCAUGCUGUCCUUUCCAUUCCUCUUUCUUCUGUCCUCAUACUGGUGAGAGUGUGGGGUCAUCUGCACAUGUUUAGGAUGGCCUGGCCCAGGGUUAUCUGAAGCAUGGGGCUCUGGACACUGCAGAAUACUUUGUGGGGAGUAAUUACUAGGAUGAGCAGCAUCUGUAUCUCUUUCAUCACUCACCAGUCACCAGCAUGUUUGGAGAGGAAGCCCCUUCCCACUCAUAAGCACUCUGAUUUGGGUGGAAGAGCCCCUAUCUCAGCCUGAGGGAUGCUCAGUGCCAAAGGUCCCAGGGAUGGUUUGUGUUGGUCCAGUGAGUAUCAAGCCCAGGACUUUAUUCAGAACUGUGGGUAAGAAAAGCUCCCUAUGUUGUGAAAUAUUUACAUUUAAACAGGCAAUUCUAAACACUCCAAAAAUAUGAGGCUAGAAUGGUAAUAGGAUAGGAAAUGGGAUUGCUGUUUGGGGCACUUGGGUGUGUCCAGGGUACCUGCUCAUAAGGCAAGUCCAGGCUCUGCCUUCUCACGUGGCGCCAAGCAGACCCCCUUGUCUUGGUCCUCACCAUCUUUCUCUCUACCCACAGAUGCUAAGUCUACCUCUGCCUGCUGUCAGCUUCUCAAGGGCAGGAACUGUGUCUCUCAGAUCCCUGGGCCUUGCUGUUGAGUAAUUACUCAUGAUCUCAUCAGAAUCACAAAAGAACCAGCAGUGGGGAGAUGGAGACAAUCUCCAUCCGGUCACUGAGGUGCUCCUGGAGUCCGGCCCCUCUGCGGCUCUAGUAUGGAGAAAUCCUUGCCGUCUGUUAGAUUAGUGACUAAUGGGGCGUGGGAUUCAAGUUUCAAUUAUACAUGAUGGCCCAUCUCUGGAGUCCUGCCUCCCAAGUAAUGAGCAUUGAGCUAAAAUGCCUUUGAUUACAACACAGGACACAUCCUGGUCAGGCCCACCAAGGAAAGACUGCAGGACAGAAGAAACCGACACAUCCUCUCUGGAGGCUGACGGGAACCAAGGAACGUUUGGUGCUACUCCCUCCUCUAUCACAGUGUAAAAGAAGCCUGAAUUCUAACUCAGGCAAGACGGUUCCUUGGGCCUCAAGUCCACCAUCUUCUUGGUCUGCUGGCUUUCCAAGUAGAGUCACUAUUCCUCGCCCAAACAACUCAUCUCUCUGUUUACUGACCUUCUGUACAGCAAUGAGCUUGGACUUGGUAACGCUGACUGCACCCCAGCCUCCACUUUCCUGUUGUUCCUCUUGCUUUGUGACUCUGCAGUGGGAGAGCAAGUGUGGUGAUUGCCAUUCUCACCUAUCCCACAGCAGAGAACACGGGCACACGUGGCGUGCUCACACCUGGCUGGGGGUGCACAGCUCUGGGAGGUCUGUGGGGUCACUGAGCCUCCCCUCCUUCCUUCCUCUAUGCUUUGUGUCUGGAAGGAAGAAACCCCAGCAGCUGUGACCUGGGCAGACCUUCUGGAAGAUGCAGCCACUCCUGCUCCUGAUGGCCUUUCUUCUGCCUCCUGGGCUGGGACAGGCAGGGAAACUUCUGGGACACAAAACAUUCACCUCAGGAGGAGGCAGAAGAAUAGAAGCUGUCCCCAGUGUCGUGAUUCACUGAGAGCUUGUUGGGGGCUCAAGUACCUGAGAGAGAAAUGGGGCUCAAAGUCUGGCAGGAGGAAGUAGGGGCAGCAACUGACUGGGCAGCCUCGCCGGGAAGAUGCGGCCGCUCCUGCUCCUGGUGGCCUUUCUCCUGUUCCCCAGGGUUUGGGCAGGGCAGAUCAUCGGAGGCCGAGAGGCCAGGCCCCAUUCCUACCCAUACAUGGCAUUUAUUCAGAUACGAACUCCAGUACGUCGGAAAGUUUGUGGGGGGUUCCUGGUGCGUGAAGACUUUGUGAUGACGGCAGCUCACUGCCUGGGAAGCCAAAUGAAUGUCAUCCUGGGGGCCCACAACAUCAGGACAUUGGAAGGCACGCAGCAGCGCAUCCCUGUGGUCAGACCCAUCCCCCACCCCGGAUACAGUCCGCUGCAGAGCCACAGCAAUGACAUCAUGUUACUGCAGCUGGCGAACAGAGUCCAGCGUAAUCGAUUCGUGAGGCCGGUGCCUCUGCCUCAGACUCAGAACAGACUCAGGCCUGGGACCCGGUGCACCGUGGCCGGCUGGGGCCUGACUGGUCCAAACACGAGAACAGACACGCUCCAGUGUGUGCAGCUGAGGGUGCAGAGGGACGGGGUGUGCAGAAGACGCUUCGUGUCAUACAACGGCCGAACACAGAUCUGUGUGGGGGACCCGAGACAGAGGAAGUCUGCCUUUGUGGGGGACUCCGGGGGCCCCCUCGUGUGUAAUAAUGUGGCCCAGGGCAUUGUCUCCUAUGGAGAUAGGAUGGGGACCCCUCCAGCAGUCUUCACCAGAAUUUCCAGCUUCCUGCCCUGGAUAAGGAGAACAAUGAGACGCUUCAAAGAGUGGAGACCAGAGUGACAUCCCGAGACUGAGUCUCCUUCUCUGGGGCAGAGCCCAGCUCCAGGGCAGUUCCCAGAGCCUUAAUAAACGCCCUAGCCUGGGGUGGAAAUGA